Messenger RNA from Penicillium malachiteum, 1680 nucleotides. Its product is annotated as RNA-binding protein. Gene Ontology annotation, molecular function: RNA binding. The record is from RefSeq and is a predicted model, not a curated record. NCBI's taxonomy places the organism in Eukaryota, Fungi, Ascomycota, Eurotiomycetes, Eurotiales, Aspergillaceae. The transcript is spliced from 6 exons. Bases 1 to 1680 code for a protein of 559 amino acids.
AUGGCUGAACAGGAGGAACUGGAAGAUGAUCUCUUCGCUGACCUCUAUGAUGCUGAUGAAUCUACUGCUCGUACCACAUCUGCCGUACAGGCCCCCAAGCCCGCUGAGCCAGCUGCCCCUGCAGUAGCUCCUGCACAGCCAGCACCAGAGUCAAUUCCUCAGAGCUACGAGACUUCACCCGUUGACACAUAUGUGACUCAAAUGCCACAGCAGCAGCAACAUCAGAGUUAUGGUGGAGAUUACCAGAAUGGCUCUGAGGGCGCUUACGGCAACCCCGCAGCAGUCGCCCCCGCAGACAACGAGUCUCACGGCACAGGAAUUAAGGAAGAUGGGAAAAUGUUUAUUGGAGGUUUGAACUGGGAAACCACAGAUCAAUCCCUCCGGGAUUAUUUCUCCCAGUUCGGUGAGGUGCAGGAGUGUACCGUAAUGCGUGAUAGCGCCACUGGUCGCUCGCGUGGUUUCGGUUUCUUAACUUUCCGUGACCCUAAGACCGUGAACACUGUUAUGGUUAAAGAACAUUACUUGGAUGGCAAGAUUAUCGACCCCAAGCGCGCCAUUCCCCGCGAUGAGCAAGAGAAGACCAGUAAGAUUUUUGUUGGUGGUGUCAGCCAGGAGGCUACGGAACAAGACUUCAAGCAUUUCUUCAUGCAAUUCGGACGUGUUGUUGACGCAACUCUCAUGAUUGACAAGGAUACUGGUCGCCCUCGUGGAUUCGGAUUCGUGACGUUUGACAGUGAGACUGCGGUGGAAAAUGCACUUUCCCGGCCCUUGGAGAUCCUAGGCAAGACCAUCGAAGUGAAGAAGGCUCAGCCUCGUGGUAAUCUCCGCGAUGAAGACCGUGGUGGUCGCCGAGGUGGUCGUGAGGGAGGAUACCGCGACAUGAAUAACGGCAACGGUAGCGGUGGCGGUGGUGGUGGAGGUGGAAGUCACGGAGGAGACCAGCAGCAGGGAGGUCAACAAGCCGGCGGAAUGACUCCUCAGAUGAUGGCUCAAUACUGGCAACGCAUGCAGCAAUACUUCGCCAUGAUGCAGCAACAGAUGGCUAUGGCUGGUCAGGGUCAGGGUAUGCCUGCCGGUAUGCCUGCUGGUAUGCCAAUGGGCGGAAUGAACCCAGCUAUGAUGCAGCAGAUGCAACAAAUGCAAAUGCAGCAGAUGAAGGGUCAACCACAAGGCACCAUGAGUCCUGGCCCCCAGAGUCCCGGUUCUCAGCAAGCAAGCAUGCCAAACAUGAUGAACCCAGCUAUGAUGCAACAGAUGCAAUCUCAGGCUCAGGCUGCCGGUAAUUCCGGAGGUGCUAGUCCUGGCCCUAACGCGGCCUAUAACCGUCAGCCCAGCAAUGCUGGUGUCGGUGGUGUCGGUGGUCCAGGUUACAAUGCGCAGGAACAGAUUGCCUUCGAACAACAGAAGUAUGAACAACAGCAACAGGCUCGUCGUCAUGUUGAGAACCGUGCUUUCUCUCCUUACCAACAGGGUGGUCCUACUUCCUGGGAAGGAAUGUACGAUGAGGUCCCUCAGCCUAAUAUCCCCUCCGGUCCCCAGGGUAUGUUCUCUUUUACAAUGGAUACUAGCACCGCUCCUGCUAAUGCCCCUACUGGUCCUCGCAAUGCCGGUAAGCCUGGUGCGAACUACCGAGGUGGUGGCCGUGGAGGACAUCGUGGUUUCCACCCCUAUUCUCGUUGA